CUCUUUAUCCCUAGCCAAGCCACACACAAGCUAGCUCCUGCGCAGUUGCGCUUUGCUUGCGCCCACUUCUCACACUCUCAUAUCGAUCUCCCGUGCACGCUAGCUCGCGCUCCUCCUGACCCAGAGCACAGCACAGCCAGCGCCAGACCGAUCGGUCCGUCGCCAUGAGCGGCGACACGCUGGACAAGCUGGUGGUGUUCCUGGCGAAGCGCGACGGCAUCGACAAGCUGGUGAAGACGUACCAGUACGUGUCCAAGCUGGCGCACUGGGCCGCCGAGUCGUCCCACCCGGGCUUCGCCGGGCGGGCCAAGAACUGGGAGACGGCGGCGGGGCUCAGCCGCAAGGUGUUCCGGUCCGGCCGCUCCCUCUCGGGCCUCAACGCGCUGCGGCGCUCCCCGGGGGAGUUCGGCGCGCUGGCAGUGCUCGCCAACGCCGGCGAGAUGGUCUACUUCUUCUUCGACCACUUCACGUGGCUCUCGCGCGUCGGCGUCCUCGAGCCCUGGCUCGCGCGCCGCGCCAGCUUCGUGUCCGCGUUCGGCGAGACCGUCGGCUACGUGUUCUUCAUCAUCAUGGACGUCAUCAUGAUCAGGAGGGGGAUCAGGCAGGAGAGGAAGCUGCUGAGCGAGGGCGGCAAGGAGAAGGAGAAAGAGACGGAGCUGAGCAAGAUCAGGAUGGACCGGGUGAUGCGGCUCAUGGGGACGGCGGCCAACCUCGCCGACCUGGUCAUCGCCAUCGCCGACAUCGAGCCCAACCCGUUCUGCAACCAUGCCGUCACGCUGGGGAUUAGCGGCCUCGUGUCCGCGUGGGCUGGAUGGUACAGAAACUGGCCGUCGUGAGCUGUGCCCGAGAUAGGGUUGCCAUUUCGACCACCAAAGAUGUAUUGUACGCUUACCGCGUAAACUAUUUUUACUUUACGAAACAGUUACAGAUAGUA
Messenger RNA from Lolium perenne, 934 nucleotides. Its product is annotated as peroxisomal membrane protein 11-4. Gene Ontology annotation, biological process: peroxisome fission. Gene Ontology annotation, cellular component: peroxisomal membrane. NCBI's taxonomy places the organism in Eukaryota, Viridiplantae, Streptophyta, Magnoliopsida, Poales, Poaceae. The record is from RefSeq and is a predicted model, not a curated record.